Messenger RNA from Phyllotreta striolata, 4408 nucleotides. The record is from the annotation of a GenBank genome assembly. NCBI's taxonomy places the organism in Eukaryota, Metazoa, Arthropoda, Insecta, Coleoptera, Chrysomelidae.
UCAAAUUCGUAUUCGUGCUGAAGAUAGCAACUUUAAACGUCAAAAUUGUCAAUAAAUAAUUUGAGGUUAUGUGUUUUUUUGGGGCGGUUCAAGUUCAACUAUAAACCAAAAUAACAAAAAAUCGUUUAUAGUUAAUCAAUUGAUGAUUGCGUUUGAUUAACGUGCUAAAAUGGCUCAAUCAUCGGAAGUGGCGAAGCUUCAGCAACAUUUGCAGCUGCUCAAGCAGGAGUACUCCAAAUUGCAAGUGAAAUAUAGAGAAAUAGAGUACAAAUACAACACGUUGAUAGCGUCCGAUAUUAAAAAUACCGAUGACACGUUCGCCUCGAGACUCUUAAAGUUAAUCAAUAAUUUAUACGAUUCGGAAACCUACACGGACAUUAAAAUCAAACUCAAAGACAGAGUGAUCAACGCCCACAAAUUGAUACUCAACGCCAGAUCGAACAGAUGGAACGAGACCGAAUUGAACAACAAAUCCGAGCUGGACUGGUCCGAUAUGGAUCCGGAAGUGGCCAAUUCCAUCCUCCUCUGGAUCUACACCAACAACUUGAACCUCUCCUCGUCCGUGCUGACCCUCAACCUGAUCAAGAAAGCCCACGAAUUCAAACUCGACAGCCUCGUCGAGCUGUGCGAGCAGUUCCUCAUAUCCGUCGUGAACAUCAGAUCGUGCGUGAAGUUCUACUCGGUGGCCGAAGAAAUCGACGCGGCCAAUUUGCGCGAGUACUGCUCGGGCCUGAUCUCCGCGCAUUGGGACGAUCUGAACGCCUCCGACUUUGAGCACAUGUCCGGCCCGUUGCUCUACAAAAUGCUCAAGAGCAAGACCCAGUAUCCACUGCAUUCGGCCGUUCGAUUGCAACGAGAGGACGUCGUGUUUCUCUGUUUGGUCGAAAACUCAUCCAGGUUGACCGACAUCGUGAAUUUGUGGAGUCCGACGGGGGAAUUACCGCUGGAUUUGGCGCUGCGUUCGCACAACGACAGCAUAGCGGCGACGCUGGUGCAACACAACGCCGAUAUCAACAUACGCGACGCCAACGGCGACGCCCUCUUGCACAGGGCCAUCAAGAAAGAGGACUCCUUCUCGGCCUUGUUUCUGCUCGAGCACAACUGCGACGCCACAUUGUCCACCAGGAACGAAAACGAUUCGCCUUUGCAUCUGAUAGCCGGCGCUAACGAAAUUGAAGAUUGCGAAAAAAUCGCCGAGAAGUUGUUGAAUAAAAACGUCAACGUCAACUCUCAGAACAGGCAGGGAUUCACUCCCCUGCACAUCGCCGUGCAAGCCGACAACAGACCCAUCUUCCAGUUGUUGCUCAAACAGGACUACGUCAACGUGAAUUUGAAAACGACCGAAGAACACCCGCCCCUCUACUACGCCCUGUUGAAAUACGAAUCGGGCGACGACGGCGACGACUCCUACGCGACGCUGUUGCUCGAACGCGACGCCCACACGUCGCCCGUGUACUCCGAUACGUGCAACAAUCUGUUGCAGGUGCUUGUUUUGAACGGCGCCGAAAAGGCGGCUUUGUAUUUGAGCGCGAAGAUCGAGGACAGUUUGAACCAUGUUAACAUCGAGGGCGAAACGCCGUUACAUUUGGCCUGUUCGAAAAACUAUUCCAAGUUAGUACGAUGCAUGCUCGAACGCGGCGCCAAUCCGAAUUUACUAACCAACGAAAAGCGACAGUCGCCGUUGCAUUACGCCGUGAAAAACAACGCGGAAAGUUGCAUCAGGGAGUUGAUCGAUUACAACCAAACCCUGGCCUCUUUAGGGGACAAAAAGGACGCGAGACAGCCGUGCAAUUUCAACAAUCGAGACAUCGACGGAGAAACGCCGAUCAGUUUGGCAUUGGACGAAGGUUACAAUCAUUUGGUGCCCGUAUUGAUCGAAGGCAAAGCGGACAUUAACGUGAGAAACAGCAAAGAUCUAACGUUGCUACAUCAGGCGAUUCUGAAGGAGGAUUCCCAAACGGCGUUGUUCCUCCUAAACAACGGCGGCGACAUUAACGCCGUCACCAGCGACUACGAGACGCCCUUGCAGCUGGCGAUCCACUGCCGUCUGCCGGACGUCGUCGACGCGCUGUGCAGCAAAGGCGUCGACAUGUCGGCGCCGGACAGGGCCGGCAGCUGCGCCCUGUGGGCGGCGCUCGAUUCGGGCCAGGAGGACGUGGCCAGCGUCAUCGAAUCGGCGGCGAUAUUUCUGAUACAGGCCGGUUGCGAUUUGAACCUGUCGAGGAUACCGGGCGUGAACGGCGAAGGCGGCGAGGAGGCGUUCGAUAAAAAGUCCCCGUUGCAUUUGUGCUGCCAAUGGGGACUCGAACCCGUCGUUCGGACGUUGGUGGAGCACCGGGCGAACGUGAACAUCAGAGACGCCGAGAACAAGACGCCGUUGCACGUCGCCAUCGAGAACCAACAGGACGAGAUCAUAUCGCUGUUGCUGAGCGUGCCCGAGAUCGAUUUGAGCCUCAGAGACAGGCACGGCCUGAGCCCGUUCGCCGCCGCGCUGACGCACCGGAACAACAAGGCCGCCCAGGCCAUUUUGGAUAAGCUGCCGAGCGCCGCCGAACAGUUCGAUUCGAGAGGUCAGAAUUUCCUGCACAUAGCGAUCAAGAAGGGCGACAUCGAAAGCGCCCUGUUCCUGUUGACGGUGCAAGUCGACGUCAAUUCGAGAGUGCAGGAUCCGAUGCGUACGGCCCUGCACGUGGCGGCGGAGGCGGGAAACGCGCCCGCCGCCGCGGCGCUGUUGCAAAACAACGCCGACUACGACGCCGUCGACGCCGAGAACGACAACGCCUUGCACAUCGCCGUGCGCGAAGGGCAUUUGAACGUGGGUAGGAAUCCGCUACACGAACUUUGUAAAUACGGUAAAGAAAAUGCGGCGACGAUUUGCGAAUUUUUCUUAGAAUGCAUGCCGAAUUAUCCGAUAAAUACGCCCGAUAUAAUGGGAAAUUCUCCUUUACUUUUGGCUUAUAUGAAGGGAAACGGAAAUUUGUGCCGAGUAUUAGUCAAAGCGAAGGCCUGCCUAUCGUCCGAAAAUUUGGAAAGGAUCACCAUAUUCAAUUAUCAGGUACCCACGAAGCAGCUGUUGAACAGACUGCUGGACUCGCUGGCCCAGCCGGCGCCCUGGACGAACACGGACUCCUGCCAGGAAUGCGGCGAUCACUUCACGUUCCUGAACCGGUCGCAUCAUUGCAGGCACUGCGGCCGGGCCCUUUGUUCUAACUGCUCCAACGCCGAGGUGCCCAUCGUCAAAUUCGGCGAGGCCAAGCCGGUCAGAGUGUGCCGGGUGUGCUUCGACGUGCUCAAAACCGGCGCCAGUUAACUCCCGACUAACAACAACAACAAAAAAAAAGAAGAAAUUUUCGAACGUGCCUGGGUGCCUUGCGCGCGCGCUGUUGUAACAUUCCGGCGGUCGACGUGUUUAAAUAGUCGAUGGAAAUACGUGUUUUGUAUUGUAUUUUGUACAUUCCGUACGUUUAGUUAGGGCGCUGUAGGCGCGAGUGUUCGGAACCGUCCUCCAUUUUAUAUAGGGUGUCCAGAUAAUAGAUGUCAAUAAUUCGGGAGCGUAUAAAUGACAUCAAAAUAAGGGUACAACUUCAUAUAAAUUUUGUUAAUUUGAGCCACCAUUUUUGAGCUAUAGGCCUUUAAAGUUGAAAAUUUAAAACUUAUUUUUAGGUUUUAUGUCCAAGUUAUACAUGGGAACAAUAUAAAAUUUUUGUGGUUCAUUAUAAAAUGAUAAAAUGAAUCCUACACUAUUCUCUGGAAGACAGUGGCGGCGUGUUCCUAGUGAUUAAAAAUUCGUAACUUUUGUGGGGACAAUCUGUAUAACACAAACUUAUCGUAAAUACAUUCUUUAGUCGAUAAACUAACAAAAAUCUACUCUUGUUUGAAGUCGAUAAAAUUAACGGUUUAAGAGAAAUUUCAAUUUCUAUUUUCAGACUUCUAUUUUUCUAUAUUCAGACUUCUAUUUUCUGGACACCCUGUAGUUGGUUGUUUUGAUGUGGAGUCAAAAUGGCGGUCGGUUGGGGAUACACCUGUCAAUGGUACACUAAUUUACUCGAUUGGAUUCGGUUGAAUAACUUGAUUUUUGUGCAGUUAAACCGAUAAGAUUAAUCCUUGGGUAAAUUAGUAACCUUUGACUUGUAUGUAGAGUUUCGAUUUUGUAAUUUACAAUCCACUAUUAUAAACAAAUUGUAUAUAUUUUUAUGUAAUGCAUACGCUUUAUAAUAUAAUUCCAUUAAUUCAUACAGUGGGUUGUAAUGUAACUACCAUAAGAUAUCGAACCAAUCAUUAUACAGGGUGUUCCUAAACAUCGUGUACAUCCGAAAAGGGGUGAUUCCUUGGCUUAUUUUAUGACUAAAAUUUCAUAUAAACAUAGAUCCGCAAACGGUUCGUUACUAAUCUACAGGGUGUUCAAAUU